Messenger RNA from Dermochelys coriacea (leatherback sea turtle), 1927 nucleotides. It is a transcript of the gene MILR1, whose product is annotated as mast cell immunoglobulin like receptor 1. Gene Ontology annotation, molecular function: transmembrane signaling receptor activity. The coding region runs from base 78 to 1106 and encodes 342 amino acids. Gene Ontology annotation, biological process: cell surface receptor signaling pathway. The transcript is spliced from 9 exons. The record is from RefSeq and is a predicted model, not a curated record. NCBI's taxonomy places the organism in Eukaryota, Metazoa, Chordata, Testudines, Dermochelyidae.
ACAUCCCCAUCAAAGAGCCUUUUACCAGCAUAACUACUAUUUCCUCUGUUCAAUACACUCUUCAUUUUUGUAAGAAAAUGCUUAAACUGCUGAUCAUUCCAUUCUUCAUCCUAUCCUGCUUUCAAUCCACUCAGGAGAGUCAAAAAUCCAAUGAGAAAGACAACGAGCAACUGUCUAACCCUGAGUUUGGAUCUCUCCAAAAGAGCUUGGAAGUACAAAUUGGCCAGAAUGUGACUCUGUCCUGUCAAUCCACCAGUGGCUCUCUUCCUAUCAACUAUACAUUUUUUAGAGGAAAUCAGAAUCUGUGGCCGAUUAUAACGAAGGAGGACAGGAACCCAGCUCUGUUUAACCUAACUGUCAGUUCUGCCAGCGACUUGGGGGAAUAUAAAUGCAAAGUUGCAAACGGAAUCUCCAACAGUUCAAAAUACAGCAAGAGUCUCAACUUUAUGUUACUAGAUCCAGUGUCCAAACCAGUGCUGAGCACGACUACUUCCCAAGUGAGGAUAGGCCAGAAUGUGACACUGUCUUGUCACUCGGAAAACGGCUCUUCUCCCAUCAACUACAUAUUUUUUAAAGGACGGAAAACGAUGUCAUCCAGAAUACCUAUGCAAGGGAAGGCAGCAGCAGUGUUAAAUGUAAUUAUCAAUUCUCCCAGUGACUUGGGCAACUAUAAAUGCAAAGCUGAAAAUAAUAUCCCCAAUACUACAAAAUAUAGCAACAGUCUCAACUUUACCCUAGCAGAAGAGGAUGGCCUUUUCUAUCCCCUCCUCCUUUUUCUUGUGCUGCUCUUUCUGCUGGUGGUGAUAGCAACUGUCCUACUGGUUCCAUUUCUGAUCCUGCCUUGGUGUAAAGCAAGAAAACUGAAGUCAGCUGGCUCCUCAACUGGUUUUGUUUCAACAGACAAGGCAACAGGGCCUGAAAAUUACGUGACAUACACUGAGAUAGAGUAUGCUAAAUCUGAAGAAGCGGAGUAUGCCAACAUACUGAUUAGAAAAGAGGAGGAAGACAGGAAAGUGAACAUGAGGGCAGAUACUAGAGUUUUCUACUCUGAAGUCAUCAUAAGAGAUGGAACGCAACAAGCUGAACCACUCCAUUCUCCAGAGUAGCAUCACUGAUCAAGAUUGUGAAGAGGACACUCAUCUCAUCAUACCUGCCAAAGAAUGAGCACUCAUUACUGCUGUUACAGUAUUGUUGCCUUGGUGUGUGGCAGACUUAGACUGGGGUUAUAUCCCAGAGCAAUAUGUAUACGUUCAAGUUUUGUAUGUAGUUGUGUCCAAUAUGAAGAUGCUUAUUUUCUUACUUUCAGCUCCUUGAUCUUCUCUGGUUAACUGCAGUAAGUUAUUAGAUUCUUUUGCAACAAAAGUGGAAUUUUAUUUAGUAACCUACAAUGGGGACAUUUUUCACAGGAGAAAAACAUUACCAUUUCUCCACUAUUUACUAGCUGACCUGCCAUACUUGGAAGAGUAUUGUACAUGAACAUGACUUAUUAACUUUACUAUGUUAAAACAGUAUGUGUUUGUUUCUUGCUGAAAACUUCUAUUAAUGUUAAGAGAAAAGCACAAAAAUAAAAGAUUAUUUUUAGUCCUUAAUCUACUUAUGUUUUGUAGGUCAAUAUGGGCCAAUUCUGGCAAACUUAACUGGCAUGCACAAUUUUUACUCAGUAGAACUGCUUGUGUGAAUGGAGAAUGAAUCAAGAUGGUACCAGUUGCAGGGUUCUAUAUAACAACGUUUUCAAAUAAAAUGACUUAAGAAUGAAAUGCAGAAGUCAACCCACAUGCAAAAUUGGAUGUGGGCUGGUUCAGCAGAUUUACGAUUCACUUUAGGAAACCAGUUUUCAGACGGGAUUUCCUGAAUGGUUUAUUAGUAGCAACUGAAGAGAAAAAAAAAAAAAAAAAAAAGAAGAACCAAAUAGUUGAAGUAUGAAAAA